This is a messenger RNA of Engraulis encrasicolus (European anchovy), 3832 nucleotides long. RefSeq names its product calcium-sensing receptor (gene casr). NCBI's taxonomy places the organism in Eukaryota, Metazoa, Chordata, Actinopteri, Clupeiformes, Engraulidae. Gene Ontology annotation, biological process: intracellular calcium ion homeostasis; regulation of calcium ion transport; detection of calcium ion. The transcript has 20 exons. Gene Ontology annotation, cellular component: plasma membrane. The coding region runs from base 8 to 3832 and encodes 1274 amino acids. The record is from RefSeq and is a predicted model, not a curated record. Gene Ontology annotation, molecular function: calcium ion binding; G protein-coupled receptor activity.
GCUCUCCAUGUGUGGAGCUCAGACUCUAAGCUCCCAGACUGAUGUCCAGACAGAGAGCCAGGGCACUGGGGCUGCUGCUGCUGCUGCUGCUGAAGUCUCUACCCAGCUGGACGUCUCUGCUGAGCUGAAGGAACUCAGAGACAUGGUGGUGGAGCUGACGACAACGGUUAAGGUAUUGGAGGCUGAAAAUGAAGCAAUGAAGACCAGACUGGCUGCCAGUGAAACUGAAGUCACACACCUGAAAACGGCAAAUGGGGAACUCAAGACCAGACUGGAUGUCACUCAACCUGAAGUCACACACCUGAAGUUGGCAAGCGAAGACGCUCUGGCUGAACUAGAGAAGCACGAGCAGGAGCUGGCUGUUCUGAAGACCAGGAUGGUUGCUAGUGAGUCUGAAGUGGAGAGUCUGAAGAAGGAAAAUGGAGAACUCAAAACCAGCAUGGCUUCUAGUGAAUCCGAAGUCAAGGCCCUGAAGAACGACAGUGCAGCACAUGAGCAGGAGUUGCCUGCUCUGAAGACCAGACUGGCUGCUAGUGAAACUGGGAUCGAUGAACUGAAGGUGGGAAAUGCAGCACAAGAGGCAGAGCUGACAGCAGUGAAGACCAGACUGGCAACCACUGAGACUGAAGUCAAGGAUCUGAAGACCAGACUGGCAGCCACUGAGACCGAAGUGGAGAAUCUGGAGAAUGAGAUCAGAGCAGUACCCAAGGUGGCCUUCUCAGCAGGUUUGACUAACUCAGGAUACAUAGAGUCUGGGAGUAACAACCUGAACUUGGUCUUCAGUAGAGUCAUCACCAAUCUGGCGUGUGCGUGUGUGUGUGUGUGUGCGUACGGGCCUCAGCAGCGCGUGCUGCGCAGCGGUGACAUCAUGCUGGGCGGGCUCUUCCCCAUACACCUGGCCGUCCAAUCAGAAGACCAGGACCUCGCCGCACGACCCGAGGCCACCGAGUGCGUCAGGUUUAAUUUCCGUGGUUUCCGCUGGCUCCAGGCGAUGGUCUUUGCCGUAGAUCAGAUCAACAACAGUACAGAGCUGCUGCCCAACGUGUCGCUAGGAUACCGUAUCCAUGACACCUGCAACACCGUCUCCAAGGCGCUGGAGGCCACACUCAGCUUUGUGGCCCAGAACAAGAUCGACUCACUCAGUCUGGAUGAGUUCUGUAAUUGUUCUGGGAAGGUUCCGUCCACCAUCGCGGUCGUCGGGGCAACAGGGUCCAGUGUCUCCACCUCCGUAGCCAACCUGCUGGGCCUCUUCUACAUCCCACAGAUCUCGUACGGUUCCUCUAGUCGUCUCCUUAGUAACCGUCAGCAGUUUACCUCCUUCAUGAGGACGAUCCCCUCGGACGAGCAGCAGGCCGUAGCCAUGGCAACGCUGAUUGAGCAUUUUGGCUGGAACUGGGUCAUCGCCGUGGCGUCCGAUGACGACUACGGAAGACCAGCAGUGGAGAAGUUUGAAAACGAGAUGCUGGAGAGAGAUAUCUGUAUCGACCUUAAUGAGCUGAUAUCUCAGUAUUGGUCGGAGGCGGCCGUGCGAGCACUAGCGGACCGCAUCCAGAACUCCUCGGCCCGCGUCAUCGCCGCGUUCGCAUCCGCACCGGACCUGGAGCCGCUGGUGCGUGAGUUGUCUCGUCGUAACCUGACGGGGCGCGUGUGGCUGGCUAGUGAGGCGUGGGCGACCUCCUCCCUCAUCGCGCGGCCCGAGUACUCGGAGGUCAUGAUGGGGACGCUCGGCUUCGCACUGAGGGCCGGACACAUACCAGGCUUCAAGGAGUUCCUACGGCAGGUGCGUCCUGGUCCUGGCUAUGUCUAUAAUGAGUUCGUCAGGGAGUUCUGGGAGGAAACGUUCAACUGCUACCUGGAGGACGAUGAAGAGGAGGAGGAGGAGGAGGACGGUGCGAGUCUUCGUCCUCGUUGCUCUGGAGACGAGGAUGUGUCGAGCGUAGAGACUCCGUACCUGGACUACACACACCUGCGCAUCUCAUACAACGUAUACGUCGCCGUCUACGCUAUAGCCCAUGCGUUACAGGAGAUCCUGACGUGUCGUCCGGGGAGAGGCCUCUUCAAGAACAACUCAUGUGCCGACAUACACAGAGUGGAGGCCUGGCAGGUGCUGAAGCAGCUGCGUCACCUGCGUUUCCGUGACUCCCUGGGUGAGCUCGUUAGCUUUAACGAGGGGGCGGAGCUCCACGGCAACUACACCAUCGUCAACUGGCACCGGGCGCCCGGCGACAGCUCGGUGGAGUUCCGAGAGGUGGGCUACCACAUCAGCGCCAGGGGGGGGCGGGGCGAGGGACGACUCUACAUCGACCAAUCAAAACUCAUCUGGACCGGCCAGACCACAGAGGUGCCGUUCUCCAACUGCAGUGAUGACUGUGAUCCUGGGUACCGUAAGAGCAUCAUCGAUGGCAUGCCCACCUGCUGCUUCCAAUGCAUAGAGUGCUCAGACGGAGAAUACACCGACCACACAGACGCCAGUGUGUGCACCAAGUGCCCUUCCAACUCCUGGUCGCUAGGCAACCACACCAGCUGCUUCCUGAAGGAGAUCCACUUCCUGUCCUGGGCGGAGCCCUUCGGCGUUACCUUGGCGAUCCUGGCCUCGCUGGGCGUCAUGGCAACUGCCUUCGUUCUGGCGCUCUUCGUAAAGUUCCGGGACACGCCCAUCGUCAAGGCGUCCAAUCGGGAGCUGUCCUACGUGCUGCUGAUGUCACUCAUGUGCUGCUUCCUCAGCUCUCUAUUCUUCAUUGGGCGUCCGCGUGACUGGUCGUGUCGCGUGCGGCAGCCUGCGUUCGGCAUCAGCUUCGUACUGGGCGUCUCCUGCAUCCUCGUCAAGACCAACCGAGUACUGCUAGUGUUCGAGGCCAAGGUGCCAGCCAGUGUGCAGCGUAAGUGGUGGGGCCUCAACCUGCAGUUCCUGCUGGUCUUCCUUUUCACAUUCGUACAGGUAGCCAUCUGUGUGGUGUGGCUGUACAACGCUCCCCCGGCCUCCUAUGAGAACCACGAACUGGCGGACGAGGUGAUAGUGUUGUCGUGUCACGAGGGUUCCGCGAUGGCUCUGGGGCUCCUGAUUGGCUACACCUGUCUCCUAGCAACAGCCUGCUUCCUGUUGGCCUUUAAGUCACGCAAACUACCCGAGAACUUCACUGAGGCUAAAUGCAUCACAUUCAGCAUGCUGAUCUUCUUCAUUGUGUGGGGGUCGUUUGUCCCGGCGUACGUCUCCACUCACGGCAAAUACGUCACCGCGGUGGAGGUCAUUGCAAUACUAGCAUCCAGCUACAGCAUGCUAGCCUGCCUAUUCUUCAACAAGGUCUACAUCCUGCUCUUCAAGCCGUCCCGUAACACAGUGGAGGAGGUCCGCUGCAGCACGGCUGCUCACGCCUUCAAGGCGGCCGCUCGCGCCACGCUCCGCCACGGCUCCAACGCCUCCCGCAGACGCUCCUCAUCUCCCUCCCUCUCCUCCUCCUCCUCACACUCCUCCGCCUCCUCCUCGCGCUCCUCCUCUCCUCGCGCCUCCUCCGCCACGCGGCCCCGGGUGGAGGGGGGGUCCCUGGAGAGGGAGAGGAGGGGUGGGGAGCGACCACCUCGACACCCCCGGGAGAGCCCCCAGGGCAUCGCCAUGGUCCCCGUCACCAGGGGCGACGGGAGGAUGGCACCUGUUACCGGGGACGACAGAAGGAGUUCGGUAACCAGGGGCGAUGGGAGGAUGGCCGCCAUGCCGGUUACCGGGAGAGACCAGAGGAUGCCCACCAGGUUCGUUACCACGGGCGACGGCAGGAUGGCCAGCUCAGUAACCAGGGGCGACGGGAGGAUGGCCGACGCAGAGACGCCCAAACUGUGA